Messenger RNA from Sander lucioperca (pikeperch), 3890 nucleotides. RefSeq lists its product as uncharacterized. Bases 129 to 3440 code for a protein of 1103 amino acids. The transcript has 19 exons. Gene Ontology annotation, biological process: xenobiotic metabolic process. The record is from RefSeq and is a predicted model, not a curated record. Gene Ontology annotation, molecular function: heme binding; iron ion binding; oxidoreductase activity, acting on paired donors, with incorporation or reduction of molecular oxygen, reduced flavin or flavoprotein as one donor, and incorporation of one atom of oxygen. Gene Ontology annotation, cellular component: intracellular membrane-bounded organelle; cytoplasm. Lineage: Eukaryota; Metazoa; Chordata; Actinopteri; Perciformes; Percidae.
AACAUUUCCUGGUUGGAGCCUUUUUCCCCAACCUCCUCCACUCCUCACUCAGAUAACAUGAGACACACCAUCAUCCUGUUUGCAGGAGCACAUUGAUUUUACAGAGGGCCUUUUGAAAUAUACUAAUCAUGAUUUUCCAUGCACUUUUUGAAUAUAUGGACUUUACUGGUUGGCUGUUGUUGAGCUUUGUAGUGUUACUCCUGACAGAAGUGGUCAGAAACUGGAGGCCACACAGCUUUCCACCUGGACCCUGGGCUGUGCCUUUUCUUGGAAAUGUCUUCACAGGAGUUGAUUUCAAAACAAUGGAAAAGCUUUCUCAGGAGUACGGUCCAGUGUUCAGCUUGAGGAGAGGCAGUGAAAGGAUGGUGUUUGUUUCAGGAUACAAGAUGGUCAAAGAGGCUCUUGUUAACCAGCUAGACAGCUUUGCUGAUCGACCUAUUGUUCCUCUCUUCCAUGUUGUCUUCAAGGGGCUUGGCAUAGGUUUGAGCAAUGGUUACCUGUGGAAGAAGCAGAGGAAGUUUGCCAACACUCACCUGCGUUACUUUGGAGAGGGCCAGAGGUCACUGGAAAAAUACAUUCAAGAAGAAAGCAACUUCCUCUGUGAAGCCUUUAAAGAGGAACAAGGAAGACCAUUCAACCCCCACUACCUCAUAACAAAUGCAGUGGGUAACGUCAUCUCGUCUGUGCUCUUCGGACAUCGCUUUGAAUACAGUGAUCAAAGCUUUCAGAAUUUUCUGGAGUUGGACAAUGAGGCCAUUGUGCUCGCUGGCUCUGCUCAGACUCAGCUGUAUGAUGCCUUCCCGGGCUUGCUGAAGUACCUGCCAGGACCUCACCAGACUGUACAUGCCAACUACAAGGAGAUCAUGAUUUUCCUGAAAAAGGAAGUAGAGAAGCACAAGGAGGAGUGGAACCCUGAUGACCCUCGUGAUUAUAUUGAUGCAUACCUGUCAGAAAUGAAGAAGAAAAAAGAGGAUCCCCAUGCUGGCUUCAACAUGGAAACCCUGCUGGUAUGCAUCCUCGACCUGAUGGAGGCUGGUACAGAAACUUCUUCCACCACUUUACGCUGGGCCCUCGUAUACAUGAUGCACUACCCAGAAAUACAGGAAAAAGUCCAGGCAGAGAUAGACAGAGUAAUCGGACAGUCUCGUCAGCCCACCAUGGCCGACAGACCCAACCUGCCUUACACUGAUGCUGUCAUCCAUGAGAUUCAAAGGAUGGGAAAUAUUGUUCCCCUGGGGUUCCCCAAAAUGGCCAGUAAAGAUGCUACCCUUGGAGGAUACUUAAUACCCAAAGGCACAGCUAUAAGUACAAUCCUUUCAUCUGUGCUGUUUGAUAAGAAUGAGUGGGCGACCCCAGAUAUCUUCAAUCCAGAGCAUUUCUUGGAUUCAGAGGGCCAGUUCCGCAGAAGAGACGCCUUCUUACCGUUUUCAACAGGUAAACGUAUGUGUUUAGGGGAGCACCUGGCCAGAAUGGAGCUGUUUCUUUUCUUUACAUCUCUCUUCCAACACUUCACCUUCUCUCCUGUUCCUGGAGAAAUGCCCAGCUUGGAAGGUGUACUGGGCUUCACCCAUUCCCCUGAGGAGUUCAGGGUGCUAGCUAUGCCUCGCUGCUACAACUCUGAGUCAUGCCACAUGCAGAAGUUUUCGGAUGACACUGCAAUUGUUGGGUGUAUCAGGGAUGGACAGGAGGACGAGUACAGGAACCCGGUGGAUGACUUUGUGCAAUGGUGCAGGCUCAACCAUCUGCAGCUGAAUGCAACAAAGACCAAGGAGUUGGUGGUGGAUUUCAGGAGAUUUAAGCCACGUAUGCCACUAGUCUCCAUUGAAAGGGUCAAUGUGGAGGUGGUCGGCACAUAUAAGUAUCUGGGGGUACACAUGGACAACAAACUGGACUGGUCAACCAACACGGAUGCGCUGUAUCGGAAAGGGCAGAAACUCCCUUUAACAAUGUGGCUUUAUCAUUUUUUGCUGGGUUUUGACCUGAAAGGGCUUUUCCUGUUUAUUUUUAUUUCUAUCCUAAUGGCAGACUUCCUCAAAUUCAGGAAUCCUCCAAAUUAUCCUCCAGGACCUCUGGCUCUUCCCCUUGUGGGAAAUGUCUUCAGUGUAGACAGGAAACAUCCACAAAUUUAUUUUACUAAGCUAGCUGACAUCUAUGGGAAUGUGUUCAGUGUCCGCCUUGGCGGUGAGAAGAUGGUGUUUGUGUCUGGGUACAAGAUGGUGAAGGAAGCCAUAGUGACACAAGCUGAGAAUUUUGUGGAUCGACCAUACAGUGCAAUGGUUGACAGGUUAUAUUCAGGAGACUCAGGUGGUCUGUUCUCAAGCAAUGGUGAAACAUGGAAGAGACAGCGACGCUUUGCCUUGUCUACCUUACGUAGCUUUGGCCUGGGCAAAGGUACCAUGGAGCAGAGUAUCUGUGAGGAGAUCCGACAUCUGCAGAAGGAGAUAGAGAAGGAGAAAGGUGAACCUUUCAAUCCAGCAGGCUUCUUCAACAAUGCUGUGUCCAACAUCAUUUGCCAGCUGGUGUUUGGGAAACGGUAUGACUACAACGACCACAACUUCCAGACCAUGCUGAAGUAUAUGUCUGAAUCUGUUAGGCUGGAGGGCUCUGUAUGGGCUACGCUGUAUGAGUCAUUCCCUGGAGUGAUGAAGCACUUGCCAGGUCCUCACAACAAAAUAUUCAGCUACAACUACGCCAUCCUAGAUUGGAUCAGUCAGGAGAUAAAGAGUCAUAAGAAGGACCUGGACCACAGCGAUCCCAGGGACUACAUUGAUGCUUUCCUCAUUGAAAUGGAGAAUCACAAAGAGACUGGUCUGGGGUUCACUGAGACCAAUCUGGCCAUGUGCACUCUGGAUUUAUUCGUGGCUGGAUCAGAGACAACCUUCACUACUUUGCUGUGGGCUUUGGUUUUCCUCAUCAAAAACCCUGAUAUUCAGAACAAAGUCCAGGCAGAGAUAGACAGAGUGAUCGGACAGACCCGACUGCCCAGAAUGGCAGACAGACCUAACCUGCCCUACACCGACGCUGUCAUCCACGAGAUCCAGAGGAUGGGAAACAUUGUUCCUCUCAAUGGACUUAGAAUGGCUGCCAAGGACACAACACUGGGUGGUUACAUCAUACCCAAGGGUACGUCCUUGUUGCCCAACUUGACCUCUGUGCUGUUUGACAAGACUGAAUGGGAGACGCCAGACACCUUCAACCCUGGACACUUCCUAGAUGUUGAGGGAAAGUUUGUGAAAAGAGAUGCUUUCCUGCCUUUCUCUGCAGGGAAACGCGUGUGUCUCGGAGAAGGCCUCGCCAAAAUGGAGCUGUUCCUGUUUUUGGUCGGUUUACUACAGAAGUUCUCUUUCUCCGUUCCUGAUGGAGUAGAGUUAAGUACAGAAGGAGUUACUGGAGUUACACGUGUACCACACUCCUUCAAUGUUUACACCAAGGCUCGCUGAAUUAUACCAUAUCUCACUGAAUCAUUUUUCAUCUACACAACAUGUAACAAACAUACUGUAGAAUGUAAAAAUAAUGGAUGGAGCUUCCAAGUCUGAAAAGUGAAGCUAAUGCAGAGUUGCCCUAAACCUGCAUUCUAUUUAAGUUCCAGCAGGGGGGGGGGGGGCAGCACUGGUUGCAAAAAGAAGCCGGCUUGCAUAGAGAAGUCUUUUUCAAUACAGUAUGAUGUUAAUUUAGUAAAUUUUAGUCCCAUUUAUUUUUAAGAAAAGACGAUAAAGAAGGUCAUGUGUAGGGUGUGGCUAAACGCCACCUGUCAAUCAUAAUAGAGGCUUAGCAAGGUGUAUCCAUGGCAAACUUGUUUUUGGGUGCUGUUUUCUCUCUAUGUAUUUUUACUUCUUGGAACAUUUUGGUCGCCUAAAAAUGUCUUGUUCAGUGUUCAGUAGCACCAAAGC